Molecule: messenger RNA, 2285 nt
Organism: Penaeus vannamei (Pacific white shrimp)
Lineage: Eukaryota; Metazoa; Arthropoda; Malacostraca; Decapoda; Penaeidae
Source: RefSeq, a predicted model, not a curated record
AUGUCUCUCCGCGCAGGAGGCCGUGGGAGCCGGGGACGCCUUUGGACGAGGCUCUCGAGGCCACCUUGGUUCCGCCGGAGUUCAGGGACGAGCUGGAGGAGGAGCUCUGGGCUACCACGCUCGCCGAGCCCGCCACGGACGCCUCGGCCUCCUACUCCUCUUCUUCCUCUUCUUAUUCUUCUUCCUCCUACUCUACGCCCAUUUCCGAUUCGGAGGUUGACAGCACUUACGCGUGCGUCCCUGGAUGAGACGACGCAAGCGCCCUCGACCACCCGCUCAGACCUCCCACUGGACGAACUGCUCGAGGACGACUUCAUUUCGGCGCCGCUGGACGAGGACGACCUCACGACCCUCACGCUGGGCGAGAGGAUCGACCAGGCCGCCAAGGAGGACGCGGAGGGCUCCAGCUACGACAAGGACGAGAUCGACCUGGGGAUCGAGGAGGCGCUGAGCGAAGACGGAAACGUGGGAGCCGAUUAUGGCGACGAAGAAGAAGAAGAAACGGGCGAAGGAGAGGUAGAGGGACGAGAAGAAGUGGGAGGAGAGGGAGAAGGAGAAGAAACGAGAGCGGAUGACAAAAUCCUCGUGGUGCUGGACGACGAAGUGAUAACGACGUCGGAGCUGGAGCCGGAGAACAGGGAGCAGGUGGACGAGGGCCUGGAGAUCCGGGAGGGGCCUGCGACGGACGGCAAGACCACAGCGUCGCCUCAGGGCCAGGAGAGGCCGACGCAGCCAGAGGCCGUGAAGGUCAGGAGGCCCAUCAGAGGAAUGAACGCAUGUCCAGUGAAGGAGGAGUUUGUGGCUCCUUAUUGGGCCAACAACACGAGAGGAGAGACGCUCGCCCUCCUCAAUCUUUAUCCCUUCGAGCAAUACGUGCAGUGGGAACGUUGCAAGUACGAACACCGCCAGAUGUACUGCCGCGAAGGGUGCCGAUGCGAGCAGCAGUACCGCCUCCACAAACUCCUGGCCUUCGACCCCAACAACGAGUGCCGGGGAAUUUUCAGUGACUGGUUCCGGUUCCCCUCCUGCUGUGUGUGCAAGUGCUACGACCUCCCUCAGGAUCUCUUCAUGGGAGCAGCUCGAGUGCCCAGGCUCAGGGAUGACGACGAAGAUGACUUUGCCUACGAGGAAGAAGAGGAAGAAGAUGAAGAAAAUUAUGAAGAAGAGGUGGAAGAAGAAGAAGACGAGGAGGAGGAGGAGGAAGACGCCCCUCGAGUGUUGGUGAACAUCCCUCCACAGCGGCGCCCCCGUCUCCCCCCACGCCCCAGUCCCACAUCCCCCCUCCCAGCAAUGGCUCCUCCCCCCUCCCCCUCCCCCGCCCCGCCCGCACCCCCGACGGAGGCCCCGGAGGUGUCGACCCUGGGCACCGUCGACGCCGCCACGCCCCACUACUACUUCAACAUCUCGAAUCACGCCCGCGCCCUCUACGCUCACUCGCAGCCCCUGCCGCUCUCCAGGGUGCCGAGGACCGCGCCCGAGACCUAGAGGGAGGCGUCGAGGCCCCGCCAAGUGGGCGUACCCCCCCCGUCGGCUGCGUUCGGGCGGCGGGCGGCGGCCUCGGCGAGAAGGGACAGGGGACAUGGAGGGAAGAAGCGCCACGAUUUUUAUUUAUUGAACCGUUGCCAUAUUUAUCUGUGGACUGAGACACAGACACAGCAAGAGGAAAAGGGAAGGAAAAAAUAUCCAUCGAGUUUCGAGUUCGUAUUUCCGUUCCUUCAAAGAUGAAUCGAUGGAAAAGAAAAGAGAUAUAUGAACCUGAAGCUCAAAAGGUAUAUUUUUUUCUUUCUUUCUUCGUAUUUUCGUAUUGUAUCUCUUUCAGUUUUGAUUUUUUGUCCUUAUCUGUUAUAUUCGUUUUUGUGCCUAACUAUCCUGUAGAAUUUCGUGUUUAUACUUACUACAAAAUCCUUAGUUAGAUAUUUUCUUUUUUUGAUCUGUCUUAGAAAACCUUUUUUUAUUUAUUGUUGCAUAGUUAUAACUGGAGCUGGUAUCCACAUUAAUAUUUAUUAGCAUUAUUUAUAUAUAAAAAGUUAACAAAAAAAAAAACAUCGAUCUUAGAAUGUUGCACUAUAGAAUGGGAGAGUUAUUAUGUAAUUAAAUCUAUAAAUUAUGAUAAUUAACUUACAAUAACCAGUGGAAUUCCUAGUUGUUGAAUCUUCUAUUUUAUUAAUCAGGUGAUUCAUGUCAAUGCUGGCUAUUUACAUGAACGCCAUCCAGUCUAUAAAUAUUUAAUAUGUUUUACUUUAUAUUUUUAAAAAGAUAUUUAGCUACUUUCAUAUUAUUGGGCU